Betta splendens (Siamese fighting fish) is the source of this 1201-nucleotide messenger RNA. RefSeq names its product 15-hydroxyprostaglandin dehydrogenase [NAD(+)]-like. Bases 16 to 921 code for a protein of 301 amino acids. NCBI's taxonomy places the organism in Eukaryota, Metazoa, Chordata, Actinopteri, Anabantiformes, Osphronemidae. The record is from RefSeq and is a predicted model, not a curated record. The transcript has 9 exons. Gene Ontology annotation, molecular function: oxidoreductase activity, acting on the CH-OH group of donors, NAD or NADP as acceptor. Gene Ontology annotation, cellular component: cytoplasm.
UACUGGACGAGUUCAAUGAAAGACCUCGACACGCACGCACGCACGCACCACCACCACUCACCUUGUUACUUUGCCAGAUCGUCUGUUCUUGGUGACCGACUAUCAGCCUUCCAGCACUCGUCUUAUCCUACAACUGAAAUCCUCGUCUUUGCACCUAAAAUGGCUUUAAAUGGCAAAGUUGCAGUGGUGACCGGGGCUGCGAUGGGAAUAGGAAAAGCAAUAACGGAGAGGUUUCUACAGAGCAGUGCCAAGGUCGUCCUCUUGGACAUGAAUGAAACGGCAGCAAAGAGCCUGAUGCAGGAGCUCGUUGCACAACACGGAGACGACAGGCUUUUGUUUCUGAGCUGCAACGUUGCGUGUGACGACCAGAUGAAAGCUGCCUUUCAGAAAGUCACAGAAACCUUUGGAGGGAUCGACAUCGUGUGCAACAACGCCGGCAUUUUGGACGAGUGUGACUGGGAAAAAACUGUCUCCGUCAACCUGGGCGGCGUCAUCAGGGGGACGUAUGUGGCUCUGGAGCACAUGAACAAGCUGACGGGAGGUCGGGGGGGAGUCGUCAUCAACACGGCCUCUGUAGCAGGAGUCUUUCCUGUCAAACUCUGCCCCGUCUACACGGCCUCCAAGCACGGAGUGGUGGGCUUCACUCGGGCCAUGGCGGCCGCUUCGUCCGCCUCAGGCUACGGCGUUCGGUUCAACGCCAUCUGCCCAGGAACCGUGCAAACCCAGUUUUUUUCCAAAUCCAGACUGCUACAACCGAUCGACCCAAGCGAAACCUUAACCGGAGCAGAAGUCUUUGGCAAAAUAACACCAUGUGAUGUAGCUGAGUCGGUCCUUGAGCUGGUGAUGGAUGAGACAAGGACCGGAGAGGCCCUGAUGAUUCUCCAACGAGGGAGGACGUUCAUCACGUUUCCUCAAGUGUAGCAACAAACCCUGCGACUGAAUCCUGUCAUUACAGCUUUAAAGUGAUGAAGAAACACAAACAACAUCUUAACAAGAGUGUGACAGUCAGAAUCGCUCCACUCUGCUUUUCCUUCAUGUUCAUCAAAUCACUGCCUUUGUUAUUACGAUAAAUGCUGUUUCCUCUAACGCUGUUACUACACGUAGAACAUAAAUACACGCUGUACCUGGAAGUUAGAAUGAUAAUCACAGGUUUUAUUCAAUAGAUCCUUCCCUGAAAGAGAAAUAAAAACUCCAAACCACA